Ogataea angusta is the source of this 810-nucleotide messenger RNA. RefSeq lists its product as uncharacterized. Lineage: Eukaryota; Fungi; Ascomycota; Pichiomycetes; Pichiales; Pichiaceae. The transcript has a single exon. Gene Ontology annotation, cellular component: intracellular anatomical structure. Gene Ontology annotation, molecular function: oxidoreductase activity, acting on NAD(P)H, oxygen as acceptor. The record is from RefSeq and is a predicted model, not a curated record. The coding region runs from base 1 to 810 and encodes 269 amino acids.
AUGCUCUUCAAGCCAGAAAACGCACACGUCAACGCUCUCUUCUCCCUCAAGGGCAAAGUCGCCUUCAUCACCGGCGGCUCGCGCGGAAUCGGUCUCGGCGCGGCUAUCGGCCUCGCUGAGGCUGGCGCAGACAUCGCCAUCACGUACAACUCGUCCUCGCCAGAGGCCAUGAAAAAGCUCGCAGACAGCUUCGCACAGUACGGCGUCAGAUUCAAGGCGUACAAAUGCAACGUCUCCAGCAAGGCGGCCAUCGAGACCACCACCCGCGAGGUCCUCGCAGAUUUUGGCCGUUUGGACAUUGUGGUCCCGAACGCAGGAAUCUGCAUCCACGAGCCGGCAGAGGACUUUUCUGAGGAAGACUUCAGAACACAGAUGUCGGUCAAUUUGGACGGAGCAUACUACACGGCCCAGGCUGCCGCCAAAGUGUUCAAGGAGCAAAAGGCAGCAGGAACAUUGGACCAGGGCCGGAUCGUUUUCACGGCCUCUAUUUCGUCGAUGAUUGUCAACUAUCCGCAGAAACAGGCCCCUUACAACGCCAGCAAGGCCGGCCUUGUCAGAUUGGCUACCUGCCUGGCGGUUGAGUGGAUCGACUUUGCCAGAGUCAACUGUGUCUCGCCUGGAUACAUCGACACCGAUAUGGUGGAUGUGCACCCACCAGAGUGGAAGAAAACGUGGGGGCAGAUGAUCCCUGCACAGAGAAUGUGCCAGACGUACGAGCUCAAGGGCGUGUACGUGUUCCUGGCCAGCGACGCGUCGUCGUACAUGACCGGCGCCGAGCUCGUUGUGGGCGGAGGCUACACUUUGACCUGA